AUGUCUUCCACGCCAAGCUCUUCGAAUACUACUCCGGGGAAAUUGGAGUCUGCCGCACUCUCAGAAAAACUGGUUGAUGCUAAUCUCGUUGAUUGGGAUGGCGACGAUGACCCCGAGCACCCCCGUAAUUGGUCAACACGGACCAAAUGGGCCAAUAUUUUGAUCAUAUCGAUAUUGGCGUUGAUCACGAAUAUGGCUCCUACAAUGUGUGCGCCCGGGGUGGCCGAGAUUGCUGCCGACCUCCACAUCACAUCGACGGUGGUCAGCACACUGGCCAUCACGCUGUAUGUUCUGGGAAUCUCCAUAGGUCCGAUGUUCACCUCUUCACUCAGUGAGAUCUACGGACGGGUACCUGUCUAUCAUGGAACUUCAUUCGUUUUUGUUAUAUUCAUCAUUGGUGGCGCCUUGAGCCAGACCACUGCCCAAUACAUGGUCUUCCGGUUCAUAUCAGGAUGCGCUGGUGGCACCCCGAUGGCACUAGGCGGAGGCAGCAUUGCCGAUCUUACCACAAUUCAGGAACGAGCCAUGGCAAUGGCUUUGUUUAGUCUUGGACCACUAGCAGGACCAGUCCUUGGCCCAGUCAUUGGAGGCUUUGUUGCAGCUGGUAAAGGCUGGCGCUGGACCUUCUGGCUUCUAGCCAUUCUCGGAGGCGCGUUUGGCAUUGCUAGCGUCGCCCUGAUGCGGGAAACACACCCCAAAAUCCUUCUCCGCCGAAAGGCCGAUCGCCUCCGCGCCACUACCGGCAACCCGGAUCUACGCUCCAAGCUGGAAAGCACUCUAUCCCCUCGUCAGGUUGUGUUGCAAGUGCUUGUCCGCCCCCUCAUGCUUCUGGUGCGAUCGCCCAUCUUAUUGGUCAUUUCGCUCUACGUGGCGCUAGUCUUUGGUGUCAUGUACCUGCUCUUUACCACGUUCACCGGUGUUUUCGAGGGGCAAUAUGGCUUUUCCACGGCUACCUCUGGGCUUACCUACCUCGGCCUUGGUGUGGCGCUCGUGUUCAGCAUGUUCAUUUUCAACAUGUUCAAUGCUCGGGUUUUGGCCGCCCGCAUGAAGGCUGAUGGCGUGCAGCAACCACGGCCUGAGUACCGUCUGCUUUUCAUGAUCUGGUUCAGUCCAUUUGUGGCAUUUGGUCUUUUCGUUUAUGGUUGGACUGCAUACUACCAGGUUCAUUGGAUCGUACCGAUCAUAGGUACGUCCCUAAUGGGUUUCGGGGCCUAUUUUGUGAUCAUGCCUGCGCAACUGUACUUGGUGGAUGUGUUUGGCUCAGAGGCUGCCGCAUCAGCACUCGGUGCCAACAAUCUACUGCGUUACAUUUCUAGUACAUUCCUUCCCCUCGCGGGGCCAAGUAUGUACAAGACUUUGAAUUAUGGGUGGGGGAACUCAUUACUCGGGUUCCUUGCACUGGCCUUCCUUCCAGGUCCCAUUCUCUUUUACAAGUAUGGUGAGCGACUACGGGCUAAUACGAAGAUGGCGCUCUAA
This is a messenger RNA of Penicillium olsonii, 1476 nucleotides long. Lineage: Eukaryota; Fungi; Ascomycota; Eurotiomycetes; Eurotiales; Aspergillaceae. The record is from the annotation of a GenBank genome assembly.